CAACAACAACCUUGCCUGAUUGACAGGAGCCCCUCCAGCUGAAGUGAGCUCAUCUCAUCGCAGCCUACUGAGCCUCAGUUCAGAUCCAACACCCUGCCUCUGCUGCCGUUGAGCGAGGUGAUGGACUACAUAAAGUCGGCCAAGACGUCUCACUUGACUGCGGCUGCUGCAGGUCUCUUGGCUGUCACCAUCGCGUCCACCAUGGGUUUCUUUAGCAAGAAUCAGAUGCCCGUCGAGGGCAAGACUGUCCUCGUCACAGGAGGUUCUGAGGGUAUGGGACUGAGUGUGGCGUGUCAACUGGCCGCCAAGGGCGCAAACAUCGUGAUCAUCUCACGCAGCGCUGAGAAGCUCGAGAAGGCGCUGAAGCAGGUCUCGGCUGCCGCCAAGUCACCCUCACAACGCUUCCACUCCAUCCCAUGCGACGUCUCCCAGCCAGACUACGCCCCCUCCGUCGUGUCCCAGGUCACAGAGUGGAACAACGGCCAGGCCCCCGACAUAGUCUGGUGCGUGGCUGGGACGAGCACGCCGAUGCUCUUCCACGACGACCGCGUCAUGCCCGAGAUGCGCCGCGAGAUGGACAUCAACUUCUUUGGCUCCUCCGAGAUGGCCCACGCCGUGUUGCGCGCGUGGUGGUCCCCGGCCAACCGGUUCCCCGCCGACCAGCCCAAGCACCUCAUCUUCACGUCGUCGGUGCUCGCCCUCUACGGCGUGGUGGGCUACACCACCUACAACCCUUCCAAGUGGGCCCUCCGCGGCCUCGCCGACACCCUGACACAGGAGGCCCUCUUGUACCCGGACCAGCCCGUCAAGAUCCACGUCGUCAUGCCGGGUACCAUCCUGUCGCCCGGCUUUGAGCACGAGCAGCGCGUUAAGCCCGAGAUCACGAUCCAGCUGGAGAAGGACGACCCGCAGCAGACCCCGGACGAGGUCGCGCGCAAGUCCAUCGCCGGUCUGGAGGCGGGGCAGUACUACGUGACCGUCGCGCUGCUGGGCCAUCUGAUGAGGUGGGGAUCGCUGGGGAGCGCGGCCAGGAACAACGCCCUGGUCGAUACCAUCAUGAUGUGGAUCAUGACGCCCAUCUGGUUGAUCGUGCAGGCCGUGUUGAAUGGCGAUAUCAAGAAGUUUGCAAAGACUAAGGGGCACCCGAGUACAUAUCCUAGGAAGGAAUAGGUGCGGCGGUGAAUCAUAUCUAGUUUCUCUGACAGGAUUUGAUAUUGAACCUCUUACAAGUGACGAUGAUUGGUCUAUAAGGUUGUCCGUAUUAUAGUAUAGCAUGGCAUUGAAUACGUGAAAGAU
Messenger RNA from Cryphonectria parasitica EP155, 1296 nucleotides. RefSeq names its product NAD(P)-binding protein. Gene Ontology annotation, biological process: sphingolipid biosynthetic process. The record is from RefSeq and is a predicted model, not a curated record. The transcript is spliced from 3 exons. Gene Ontology annotation, molecular function: 3-dehydrosphinganine reductase activity. NCBI's taxonomy places the organism in Eukaryota, Fungi, Ascomycota, Sordariomycetes, Diaporthales, Cryphonectriaceae. Gene Ontology annotation, cellular component: endoplasmic reticulum membrane. The coding region runs from base 121 to 1170 and encodes 349 amino acids.